GGCCAGUCGCUGACAAUGAUGGCAACUCUAGGAUAAGCCCCUGUUCAAUUAUUUAAUUUCCUUCUUUCUUUUGAUCACAGUCCCACUUAUACUCUCACCCCAUGAUCGCCAUCUCCGUCUUCAAUAAGCCCUUCUUACCAUUCGCCACAAAGAAGCAGAUCGUCCACCACUUCCAUUCCAAGCACUUUAUUCGAAUGGCUAAAUCAGGAGUGGAUGAGACAUCCGAGUCCGGUGCUUUUGUGAAAACUGCAUCAACAUUCCGUAAUUUUAUUUCAAAAGACCCAAACUCCCAAUUUCCAGCAGAAGCUGGAAGGUAUCAUCUGUACGUAUCAUAUGCUUGCCCAUGGGCUUCCAGGUGCCUUACAUACGUGAAGAUCAAAGGACUUGACAAGGCCAUCAGUUUCACGCCGGUCAAACCCAAGUGGGAAAGAACAAAGGAGACUGAUGAAUAUAUGGGAUGGGUUUUUCCUGCUUCAGAGACAGAGGAACCAGGGGCUAAACCUGAUCCAUUAAAUGGGGCAAAAAGCAUUAGAGAACUUUAUGAGCUUGCUAGUCCAAACUACUCUGGAAAGUACAGUGUCCCUGUACUGUGGGAUAAGAAACUCAAAACAAUUGUUAGCAAUGAGAGUGCAGAGAUAAUCCGCAUGCUAAAUACUGAGUUCAAUGAUAUAGCAGAGAAUGCAGCUUUGGAUCUUUAUCCUCCUCACUUGCAAGCAAAAAUUGAUGAGACUAAUGAAUGGGUAUAUCAUGGGAUAAACAAUGGUGUCUAUAGAUGUGGGUUUGCAAGGAAGCAGGAGCCUUAUGAAGAGGCUCUGAAAGAGGUGUUUGAAGCCUUGGAAAAAUGUGAGGAGAUACUUGGAAAGCAACGCUACAUAUGUGGCAACACACUGACUGAAGCAGAUAUUCGAUUGUUUGUCAGUCUCAUAAGAUUUGAUGAGGUUUAUGCUCUCCACUUCAAGUGUAACAAGAAACUGAUACGUGAGUACACAAAUCUGUUCAAUUACACCAAGGACAUUUUUCAACUCCCUGGCAUCAGUACUACGGUCAACAUUCAGCACGUCAAACGGCAUUACUAUGGAAGCCAUCCUACUAUCAAUCCAUUUGGCAUCAUUCCAAUUGGCCCAAAUACUGACUACUCUACCCCUCAUGGCAGAGAGAAGUUUUCUGCAUAGAUCGUGUGGAAUUGCAAACAAUUGUGUGUUGAAGUCAUAAGAGUUUUUCUUGAAGUAAACACCCCUGGGCUUCAUCUAUCCUGAGGGAAGGUAGAGUCUUGGAAAAUGUGUGUUCAAAUAAAGUUCAGAUGGAUGUGAGUGUGCUAUUCUAUAAACGUAUGUGCUUGGAAAAGAUGGUUUACCGGGAACUA
Molecule: messenger RNA, 1363 nt
Organism: Carya illinoinensis
Lineage: Eukaryota; Viridiplantae; Streptophyta; Magnoliopsida; Fagales; Juglandaceae
Product: glutathionyl-hydroquinone reductase YqjG-like
Exons: 6
Coding region: 102-1172 (356 amino acids)
Cellular component (GO): cytoplasm
Molecular function (GO): glutathione transferase activity
Source: RefSeq, a predicted model, not a curated record